Molecule: messenger RNA, 5920 nt
Organism: Emericellopsis atlantica
Lineage: Eukaryota; Fungi; Ascomycota; Sordariomycetes; Hypocreales; Bionectriaceae
Exons: 2
Coding region: 101-5668 (1855 amino acids)
Source: RefSeq, a predicted model, not a curated record
GCUUCGUGGCACAGGGGACAAGGGUGAACACUCUCCGCCGCCGGUGGACCGAAAGCCCGAGCAGCCACCGCCCCAGGGCCUAUCGAAGAGCGACCGUCGAAUGUCGUGGGCGUUUAGCCUGGGGCCCAAGUCCCGCGAGAACACGAGCUCCCACCCGGUGCCGUCGUCCGGCGCUGCUGGGGCCGAUACGAGAUCUGCUAGUGGAGGUCCGAGACUGUCGCUAAAUACCGAGCCGCCGCGACUAGCGGAGCCACCGCGUGUGUCCCCUCUGGACGUUGGUGGACAAGGCGACCUUUGGCCUGGAGGGUUGUCUGCGCCCCCGACAGCGACGACGGCGACGACGAUAACAAACGAACGCAAAGACACAAGCAAUGACCCCAUUUCGCUCUCCCAAAUUGACGUGGCUCCUGCGCCUGCGCCAGGGCUGAGGAAUCCUCCGCACCCAAAUGGAAAUGAGCACGUUGUGGGGGGGCCCGGCCAAGGCCCAGAUCCAGACCCAGAACGGCUGCCAGUGCCAGCAGGCUCAGCAGCAACUGAGGCAGGGCAGAUGCCAUUGAGCGAAGCGGAUUGGGUGCUCGUUCCCCGCCAGGGCCAGGCCACUGCCGCGCAAGACAUUGUCGCUGGCUCUGACGCGCGCGUCGCUCCAUGUCUCUCUCCAAAAUCUGUCGCUGGACAGGCUGCUGCUGAGGGUCGUCGCAUUGGCACUGGCAUGGCGUCGCAACCGCAAUCAGACGCGAGGCCGGAUGCCCAGCGCCACUCGUCCUUCAAGGGACUGCCGCCGUUGCGAAGAAACUCGUCAUUUGGCCUGGCUGCAUUUAUCACGGCCGAUGGUCAGCAGCAAGACGAGUCUGCUGCUCCUGGACGCGACUCGCCUGCCCAGCCUCACCAAGCUCCAGCUCAUCAACCUCAACCUCACCCUCACCCUCAAAGUCAGACUCAGCCCUACCAAUCUCAAGAUGGCACCAUUGCCCAUCAGACUCCUGUCAGCGCCUCCACACAGCCGAUUGAAGAGGCCACUCAUCGCUCCGUUGGCGUCGACAGUAACGCGACUCUCGUCGGGCAAGAAGGCACCAACCGCACUGGUCGCAGUUCCAUAAGCAUAAGCAAAGAGCCUAUGCGUUUUUAUCAGCAUCCACAGGGCCAACAACCACUGCCAGCCGAUCCCAACACCGGCGCACCACGCCAGGCUACUUCACAACCCCAGCAAUCGCCCGGCCAGCCUGAUGCCAGUCCGCAGCCGCCUUCAGGAUGGCAACUCGAGGAGAGCCACUUGAGUGAACCAUUGCAGGUCGCCAGACGUCGGGCAGGCACCGGCAGCUCACAGCAGCAGGUCACCUAUGGCUCUCUCGAGAAAGAAACGGGCGGCACCUUGCCCAUGUCUCCUUCAUCCCCUGCCUCGGGGUCUCAGCAGCAGCAGCAGCCGCAGCAGCAGCUGCCGACGCCUUCACCGCACCCACCCCGUGGAAGAUCAUCAGAUGUGCCUCCGUCAUCGGCUCGACGUUAUCCGGACCUCUUCAGACCUACAAACCAGCAGCAGCGUGACCGCGCCGACUCUGGUGGCCAACCCACGUCGCCCCCGAUGCAGGGACCCUACCAGACACUCAACCAAGUCGACCCUGCGCAACACUGUUCCAGGGCCGGGCUCGAGGGUAGUCCUGCACCAAGCGAGGGCCGCAGGAAGUCGUCCAACAUCUUCAAGGGUCUAGGCGAUCGCCUGUCCGGUGCCAAGUCGAACGAGCGUCGCAGUUCCCUCGCCGAGCAGAGCACUCCCGCCAAUGGACAGCAGCCAGUCGGGUCUCAUGCCAGCGUCCAAGCACAGCACCCAUCAGAGGAGCCCAAGAAGAAGCGCUCGAGUUUAUUGCCCAGUCUGAAACAGCGACCCUCACAUGAUGCGGUCAAUGAGCCUCGCGUUGGAGAUCACCACCGUCCAGCAACGCAGGAGACCAUGCAGCCACCGGAGAGAGCGCAGACGGGUACGCCACAGUCCGAGAAAAAGAAGUCACUCUUGGGAUCUGCGGCGGGUCGGGUGUCCGCUGCGCAGCAAAAGUACAUCCCUGGCGGUCUCCCUGGUAUCAAUCGUGCGUCCACUUCCGACGUUGCUGUUGACUCAAGCAGCACCACUGGUAAUGAGACUUCAAGCAUAGGACCCCCGAAGAAGCGGUUUUCCGGCUUUGCUGACAAGGCUGCUGGCCUUGCGGGCAAGCUACACAGACCGAGUCAAGAACAUGCAAAGCCCAGCACAUCUCACUCGAGCUUUUCCUCCAUGAACCAGCUACCUCAGCCUCAGGCCCCCGGUGCGAUGAGCCACCAAUCCCUUCAACCACCACCUUCCCGGACGAGGGACCGCAGCAACACGGUUGACUCGACUGGCUCUCAGACAAUGGUGCCGCCAUCUGGUCCAGACGCCGAAGGCGACCGACAAGGUAGGAGAGGUUCUUUCACAGGAGCCAUGAACUAUCUCUGGGGGAGCAAUCGAUCUUCCUCGAAAACAGGACAGCCAGAGCAACCAGGGCCAUACGCUGGUCCACCCAGAUCACUGCACGGCGAUGGACAAGGUCUCAUGGGACCGCCCGGCUCCUCGCAAGGCCCCGCUGACCGAGGCAACUCGAUGGACGCUGGUUCACGAGCGUCUAGGCAGUUCAUUACCCAGACUCUACCUGCUCGCCCAUCUCCUCUUGCCCAGCAGUCAGCAGCUCACGGUCCCUCGUCGCCCAUCGAGUACCAGCCUUCUCACUCGCUGCAAGACCCAGCAGCAUACGGCAACAAUGGCCGCGCAGGAUCACCUGUUGGCGCACCUUCAAUUGGGCUGAUGGGACAUCAGAACCAGCAACGCAACUCUGUGCACUCUGCGGGUCCCUCCGUCACUGGCUACGCAGGCCAGGAUGAGGUAUCCAGAGCAUCAAUGGUUUCGCCUGUAGGGUCCGUCACUACUGAGCAAGGCAACCGUGCUUCGGUAACCGAGGGCAGCGUGAAGCGAUCUUUGUCGCAGCGAACGGUGGACGACCCCCAGGCCACGCCAACUUCUCCCGUCAAACGUUUGCCAACUCCUCAUGCGAGCGCCUUGCUGUCAUCAAUGGCACCACCGAAUGGCCCAGGACAGUCGUCUGCGACUACCCUGCCAGCCGAAGGCGCUGCACCCAAUAAUACCCUCAUCCAAGACGGCAGGGGAUCCGGAUACCAGGAACACACAAGACCGGACUCUGGCCAGCCACCGUCAUUGCAAUUUGGUCGGAACGUCUCACUCCGGAAGCCCGUCCCACAGGCGACGUCUGUUCCGUCACGUGGGAGCACUCCUGUACACAUGGAAGCUGUGCCGCCAUCCGCCCACAAUGGAUCACCUGCACGGGAGAGGGUUGUCUCGGCACUUGUCCAGCAACCGGGCUCUCAACCUCAAUCACCAAUGGGCUUCCGGCCACCCCCUCCUCCUGCCGGGCACCAGACAUCCCCUACUCCGGCACAGCAUGCAACGAAGCUGUCGCCAUCUCCAGCAGGCGCUCUGCCUACCAAUGGACCAUCUGAUGCGCUACGCCAGCCUGGCUCAAGGCAAAGCCUGGGCCAAACACUUCCCCAACAACCCUUCCAGCAGCCGCGGCAACCUCAGGGCCCAUCUCAAGGCCCCCAGCAACAAUAUUUUCAACGUGGACAGCAAGGCGCGCCCCAGCAGCCUCAGUUCAGCAACCAGGCACCGUAUGGCCAGCCUGGUGGGCCAGGGCCUCAGCAAUCUGGAUAUCCUCCCCAGACACAGCGGAUGCAGGCGCCUAAUCGGCAGGGCAAGGUCCCGAGCCAACAGCAGCAGGGAAUGCCACCCCAAAGCCUGCCCUUCUCUGGACAGCAGCCUGUGCAGCCAACUGCCGGCAGCGAGUCGAAACUGAAGGGUUGGAAGAACCGCGUGUCUAGCCAGAUGGCAACCAUCACAUCACAGCCCAGCCAGCAGCAGCUCAAUACCGAGGCUGCUGACCAGCCCAAGCCCGAGAAACAGGGAUGGAAGGCCCGCAUGUCUGCAAUGGGUCAACCCGCGCCCCAGAACGGCCAGCCAAAGCCAGCCCAGUCACAGCCUGGCAAGCCCUCGACCGGCGGGAAGUUGCUUGGUGCCUUGAAGAAAGUGGCCAAGCCAAGCGAGAACCCGCCGCCUCCACCACCAAAGACCGGACAGCCAUCACAGCAGCCCCAGUGGAGACCUAGUCCUGUGCAACAAGCUCAAGGAUUUCCACCAUCGGCGCAGCAUCCGUUUGCGCCUCACAACGCGUACGGACAGUACACCCAGCAGGGCCGAGGUCAGCCGGGGCCGCCUCCUAACGCUGGUCCUCCUCAAUUCUAUCAGCAACCCCAGCAGUACCGCCAAGGGGGUCAGUAUGUUCAACAACAGCAACACGCUCCGGAUCCUCUUCCUGGGCAGCCCGGGCAGACCCAUUAUACUGCUCCCCAGCAUAGACCGCCUCAACCCAGCCACGCACCUCACCAUGGUUCGUAUGGUCAGCAAAUGGCCAUGCACCAUACCCAGCAGGCUACGCACCGCCCAUCAGAGCCGCAGUAUGACCACGUGCCUAUUCCUCAGGGCUAUACUGCCGUUCAUGGCGAGGGUAUGGUAGCCCCCACCAACUAUCACGUCUCGCGUGGCCCUAUGCAGCCCCAAGGCCAUUUCUCUCCCCAAGAGCAGCAGUAUCUGCAGGGUCACCAGCCUCAAUUGCAACACCAGCAAAUGCUUUAUCAAGGACAAGCUCCGGCUUCAGCGUCACACGCUUUCAAUGAGCCGCCCGCUGCCCCGUAUGGGAGACAGGUGCCUGUCCAGCAGAUAGGGCAGACUCAGCAGUCUACGAUUCACAACGAUACUCUGGUCCCCCAGCAAGUUCAGAGCCAGGAUCAACGUCGCCACAGCGCGGCCACUGGCUCGCCCCCUGAUAAUGGUAGCUUCAAUCUCCCCAUCCAAGGUGGCAUUACCCCAAGUACGUCUACACCAGCUCGAACACCCGAUGAGGUCCCCAUUGAGGCUGUGCAGCAACGGGACUCUCUUCAGCGUCCGCCAGCUCUGCGCCAUGACACAAUCAUGACCGAUGGCGGCCGCAGUGUCGAGUCAGGAGUCAUGGGCGGCUCCGGACAACGACUAUUGCCACCUGGCCAGCCUCAGUUUGGUCAUCACCUGCAGCCCCAGUCCAGCAACAGGAGCCUGAAUACACAGGAACCCUCGCGUGAGGGCAGUCAAAUCUCUUCUACAACCCCUGGCAACACCUCUGAAAUCACCAGGCCGGUCUCCAUAAGCCCUGAUGCUGACAUUGUCAACCAGCAUGAACGGAAUACCAAGGAUCUCAACGUUGAUGUGGCCAAGUCGAACAAGGUGGACGAGGAGAACAUUUACGACGCAACACCUCGACUGGAUCAGAACAGAACUGGCGCUUCGGACAACUCCAUGUCGGGAUCGGCAAUGAGCGGCCACAAGGUGCCUGUGACCUCUGUCAAGGACGCUGAGCAAGCCAAGAGGGAUGAUCCUCCUAUGAUGGAGCUCGAGGACACGGCGGACGCACGCAUGCGCACUCUGCGACUGAAUUCGCAAGAAGAGAAAAUCUUCUACGACCCCGAGGGCGACGUGCCGAAGAUGAGUGCCACUAGUUAUCCUGGCCAGGAGUGGAACCCAUACGGCGAGCCUGAGUUUGGGGAUUGGAAGGAGGAUUGAUCCGUUGGAUAUGAGGAUCUCAAAGUCACAACUUUUUCAACUUGGGUUUCUUAGGUCCGGUGUACAUGCAGUUCCAGAUACCAAUUUCUUUCUCUUCUUGUUAUUCCCGUUGUGGGAAAAAUGCUUUCGCAUGUAAACAUGCUAGAAUAGCAUUGUCAGGCAUAUAUAUAGUAUUCACUCGACAAGUCGCUAGCGCUGGUGAGCAGAAUCUAGCCACCUAUAGGUUAGUAAUUUAUAUAAUUAUAGUGUAAG